Molecule: messenger RNA, 987 nt
Organism: Coprinopsis cinerea okayama7#130
Lineage: Eukaryota; Fungi; Basidiomycota; Agaricomycetes; Agaricales; Psathyrellaceae
Exons: 6
Coding region: 1-987 (328 amino acids)
Source: RefSeq, a predicted model, not a curated record
AUGCCCUAUUGGAUCUAUGGUGUCGAUGUAUGCCCGCAACCCACACAUCUACCGACCGCGACGUUCCAGAUUCCUGUCGUGAAUGGACCCCUGCCAUCUACGCUUCAUCCACCAUCACCUCGGAGGUCAAGUCCACGAGGAUCUCGCCGGACGCCUUUGGAGAAGGCUGCAGAAACUAGUGGAGAGGAUGAAGAAGAUCGCUCUUUGGGCACGAAGCGGGAUAACUUCGAUAAGAAGAGCACUCACUUUAGGUCUCUGACUGCGGAAGGGAGGCGAAUUCUAAAUGUCGCUCAGAUCAACGAGGUUGUGAAACGAGUGCAGGAUGCAGGGAACAAAGACUACACGCGAAAGAACUUGAGCACCUGGCUUCAAGGAAGAAGAAGAAGGGCACUGAACCGCAAAGCCGUUCGGGAUAAAGAGCCAACUGACACCUGCGCUUCGACGUCGAGGUCCUCACACGCUUCUACUAACACUACGAAAUUCCAGUUGCCGUCGCCCAUAGAAACCCCGAAGGACUCCCUGUUAUCCGGGCCAGAUGUUGUGGAACGACAAGCUGUAUCCGAUGUACCCAGCGAUGGUUCUCUCUCCCCCGAUACUAGCGACGUUGCCUACAGGGCUUAUCCAAGAGCAUGGACAGAUGAAACAGACCGCCUCGCCCGUGCUAUCAUUGAGGGUGUUCGAGACAGCAUAUCCAGCAGCUCAUCACCUUUCGAAAAGGCGCCGACUCCGCAAACCAUGGAAGAGUUCAAUCACCUUUGGAAAGAUUUUCAGCCCACAUUAGACAGCCUUCUUGCGAAAGCAACCAGAAUUUCAAUUUUAGCGCCCACUGGCAGGGACGACGCGCUCCGGAUCAAUCAGCAAGGGGGAAUGCCGCUGGCAAACAAGUCAAGUCAAUCGGACGACCCGAUUUUGACCUCGACCAUCCAACUCGUCGGAUCCUGGCAAGAGCAAGCGAACAUCCAUCAGCUUGGUGCGCGGGCAUUCUGA